CCCUAGAUAGUUAUUUCCAAAUGUUGUUUUUUUAAUAUGCAUGCAUGCGUGAGAAAAAUGUAAAACAUCAGGAAUUAUCAGCUGAUAAGUAAAAUAAUAAUGUAUACUUUAUUAAUGUUUACAUUUGACAGAAGAACUCAAGAAUUCACUUGUCAGUAGUUGUUUAACACACGAUCAUUGUGACUUUUGUUUAUUUAUAAUGAAAAAAAACAACUCCAAGUUUUUGAUAUUUAUUGUGUUGUGUAAAAAAAAAGUGGGAGAAACUAGAAAAUUAUCAACAAAAUAAAGUGCCGUUAUAUACAGUCUCUUUUAACUUCCACUAGUUUGUGACCACGUAUACCUAUUUUGAAUAGUUGAAAUAAAUCUAUUGAGUUAGACGCGUGCGUGUAGUUAAGCACGUAAUUGACAGGGGGAAAGUUUUCCUUUUCAAUAUUUCUCCUAUAUUUUUUAGUUGAUUCGCAGUGUUACGAUAGUUUCGAGGCAAAAAAAAAAAACUUUUACUUCCAUAUCCUGUAAUUUCAGGAUAAUUUCAAUGGUGCAUCAUCAAUGAUAUUUUAUUUAUUUUACCAGUGUUAUUGUUGCUAUAAUGAUUGCUCUUGACAGUAUGUCAAAUUCUGUAUUUAUUCUCCUUAUAUUGUCUACUGUAGCACAAUGUAAUUAUUUCGGGACCAACACCGUUAAAAAUAAUCAAUGUUUUUGUCAGCUUGAAGGAUCCAUCGAUGAUUGUAGUUGUACAGUUGAUACUGUUGAUUAUUUUAAUAAUAUGAAAAUUUAUCCCCGACUACAAAGUCUUCUUGUUAGGGAUUAUUUUCGAUUUUAUAAAGUCAAUUUAAAACAAGUAUGUCCUUUUUGGGCAGAUGAUAGUAAAUGUGCUAUUUUCCAUUGCCACGUACAACCUUGUCAAGAUGAGGACAUUCCAAUUGGUUUAAAAGGUGAAAAUCCACAUAAUGUUCAUUUGAACGAAAGUCCUGUUGAAAAAUAUAAAGCAGAAUCACAACUUACAAAUUGUCAACAAACAGCUAGAGAUCAUAAUGCCGAAUUAGGUUAUUUAAAUACAACAAUUAGUUCUGAAAAUUAUAAAGAAUUUGAACGAUGGAAAAUACAUGACAAUGCUCAAGAUAAUUUCUGUAUAAAAGAAGAUAAACCAGGAGAAUAUGUUGAUUUGUUACUAAAUCCCGAGAGAUAUACAGGAUAUAAAGGACCUAGUGCACACAGAAUAUGGCGUAGUAUCUAUAUGGAAAAUUGUUUCAGGCCUGAUAAUUCACCUCAUAUUUUUAUUCAAGCCUCAAAAAUGAAUGGAAUGUGUUUGGAAAAACGAGCAUUUUAUAGAGCAAUUUCGGGAUUACAUGCAAGUAUUAAUAUUCAUUUGUGUGCAAAAUCGUUACUAUCAACUCAAGGUGGUUUAACAAUUGUCUCGCAUGGUGGACGUUGGGGACGUAAUUUAGAAGAAUUACAAGAAAGAUUCUCACCUGAAACAACACGUGGUGAAGGGCCAAAUUGGCUCAAGAAUUUAUAUUUUCUUUAUUUACUUGAAUUGCGAGCAUUGGCAAAGGCAGCACCUUAUUUAUAUAGAGAAGAAUACUACACCGGAAGUGAUGGCGAGGAUGAAGACACUCGGCUCGCUGUUAAAGACAUUUUAAAUGUUGUUGAAUUAUUUCCUAAUCAUUUCAAUGAAAGUGUUAUGUUUAAUGGCGGUGUUCAAGCUCAAAUAUUGAAAGAAGAAUUUAGACAACAUUUUAUAAAUAUUUCCCGUAUAAUGGAUUGUGUGGGUUGUGAAAAAUGUAAAUUAUGGGGAAAAUUACAAGUGCAAGGAGUUGGAACGGCGCUCAAAAUUCUUUUCUCAGGAAAAUUCGAUAAAUGGGAACACACUGUUAAUGCUUAUAAUAAAAGGCAUUUUUAUUUGGAGAGAAGUGAAAUUGUCGCUCUUUUUAACGGCUUUGGAAGAUUAUCGGAAAGCAUUUAUGAAUUAGAUAAAUUCCGACAAUUGAUGGGAACGAAGUACUGAAUUAGAAUCCAAAGGAAUUAAUACAUUCUUUUCCAGUACCAGUACAUCACAUUAGCUUUAAGUAUAUCUAGAUUUUUCUAUUCAGAUAUUGAUUUUUUUUUUUACACUUUGAUACUUUUAUCAGUUUAAUAUAGAAAAUCGUAAAAUAUCUGCCAUGAAGUUGAAAAGAAAAAAAACAAUUUUUUACUCUUCUAUUAGAUUCAGAAUAAUUUUUUUUUGUCUAAAAUCAAUUUGAGAAAUGUACAGUUAUUUUUUUGUUUUUAAUAAUUUUGUGGUAGAAUUUUAAAAUAUGAACUAUCCUCGCCGGCAUCCAACUUUGUCUGUGAUAAAAGAUAUCCUUGUUAUUAAAUAAGCUAUAGACAUUGCACUUUUUGGUCUUCGAGUUAUCAGCAUAGAUUAUCUAAUUCAAAUAAUUUUUUUUUUUUUAAUAUACUUGAAAGACUCGAGAGAAAGAAUGGUCUGGUGUAUGUAAAAAAAUGAUAUUAUCGAUAUACAUAUACAUAAUAUAUUUUUUAUUCAAUCUUUAUACUUCUAUGAGAUGUUUUUAAAUUUUCUCAAAAAAAGGAUUUUAAAGUAAAAUAUUAGAUAGUAAUGAACUAAUAUAAUAUUAAUGAAAACAAUUUCGAUUUAAUAAUAUUGUAUUAAUUCAUAUGACUAAAGCAAUUUUUCUUUUUGUAUUAUAUGAAUUAAAAAUGAAAGUGAAAUUUCUCUUUCUGCAAAUGAGUGCAAAAGUCUUCACUUUAGUGCAAUGAUUUUCUAUAAAUGUCAUUUUUUUUUGCGAAAGCGAAUAAUUAUAUGAAGAUAUUAUUUAGUUGUUUAAAUUUUUAAAAAAUUAGAUCUAAAAUGCUUAAUAUAUAUUUUAUGUAAGUACGUAGAAUUUUUAAUAAUUGAAUGAAAGAUUUUAAUGUAUCUACAGAAAGAUUACUGAAGUAAUCACUUCCAAUUAUAAAAUUAUAAUUUUAUUUAUAAUGCAUCAUUCUUUGAUAAUUACUGCGAUUUUGUUGUUAAUAGUUAAAAAUUAUUUUAAUUGAAUUUUAGCUGUAUUUUAUUAAUAUUGUCAUAAAAUCAUUAUUGUGCGUGAAAUAUAU
Molecule: messenger RNA, 3093 nt
Organism: Leptopilina boulardi
Lineage: Eukaryota; Metazoa; Arthropoda; Insecta; Hymenoptera; Figitidae
Gene: Ero1L
Product: ero1-like protein
Exons: 8
Coding region: 587-2005 (472 amino acids)
Biological process (GO): protein folding in endoplasmic reticulum
Cellular component (GO): endoplasmic reticulum membrane; endoplasmic reticulum
Molecular function (GO): thiol oxidase activity; FAD binding; protein-disulfide reductase activity
Source: RefSeq, a predicted model, not a curated record